Suhomyces tanzawaensis NRRL Y-17324 is the source of this 438-nucleotide messenger RNA. RefSeq names its product Med3p (gene MED3). The coding region runs from base 1 to 438 and encodes 145 amino acids. Lineage: Eukaryota; Fungi; Ascomycota; Pichiomycetes; Serinales; Debaryomycetaceae. The transcript has a single exon. The record is from RefSeq and is a predicted model, not a curated record.
AUGGAAAAGUUACCAGAUCCAAUCAGGAUUGAUGAUGUUACGUCAGGAAAGAUAGACCCCACUUUGAUAUAUAAUGAGUUGGACCGCUUGAAGCUAGAGAUUAACAUCUUGAGGAAUGAUAUGUCUCUAUUUGUAAAAGCUCUUGCUACCAUCCCACAAAAUCAAAGCCAACAAGAAUACUAUACGGUUGUCUUGCUGAGACUAAAGACAGUACAAAAUAGCAUCAAAGAAUACUGCAUUCAAUACAAUAAGUUACUACCUAUAAUCAACCUUGCCCAGAUAAAAUUGGGACAUGAGGUGGAAAUCCUUAAUCAAAAUGGUUCACAAGGCUCCGCCAACAGUCCAAGCAAGACUGUCGGUGCAAAGACCAAAAGAAGCAACUCUAAUGGUAAGAUAACACAGGCUGGUUUCAAGGCUGGUAACAUCAAGGCUAAGUAG